AUGGUAACCGAGUGUCACAAGUUCCUUUCAUCAAUCUUCGCAUGGAAUACUCACAGUCCAGCUGCGAGCGAAGGUACUAUCGAGACGAGAAAGAACCACCGUGUGAGACUGCAAUGCCCGCCUGGCCGCUCAACGAAGGUUCCACAAGCUACUAUGAUGAUCAUCCGAGCGACCGAUUACAACGCCGCCAAGAGGUGUGUGCCAGGGCACGUUAAAGAGGAAAUGCUGCGGCACAGGACCCUCGACCUAAUGGAGAGUGCCCAGGCCACUCAUGAGAGGAACACUCGGUGGGGUGACAAACUGAGGGCAUCUCCGUUCGCGACGAACUUGGUGAUGCAGCUUGAGCAUGCACAGCACCUCGCUGAGGAGAGGGAGUUGGCUGAUAAGCGAGAAGCGCGAGAGGAAUACAUCAGACAUCGUGAUAAACGUAAUAUGAUGUUCAAGAAGGCCGUAGCCGAUAGCGAUCUCGUAUGCAUGCUGAGAAGGGAGAAAAGGUUGCUUCUGGAGAAUGAGCGGAGAUUAGCUGCUGCAUGCACUGUGGAAAGAACUAACGCUAAGGUUGACCAGAUACUCGAGGAGCGGCGACAGAAGGAAAUUGAGAUGCAAGAACGCCUUCUACGAAGGACAAUAUCACCAUGA
Perkinsus marinus ATCC 50983 is the source of this 639-nucleotide messenger RNA. RefSeq lists its product as hypothetical. Lineage: Eukaryota; Perkinsozoa; Perkinsida; Perkinsidae. The transcript has 7 exons. Bases 1 to 639 code for a protein of 212 amino acids. The record is from RefSeq and is a predicted model, not a curated record.